CGGGGCAAGUGGAAAUCCCAGGGUGCAGCGCGACGAUGUAAUGGCGGCCGUUGACUCAUAGCGACUGAAGAGGCGGGAUGAGGCUGGAGUCAAGGGGCGCAUCAGCCUGCGGAUUCUCACCCGCCGACUCUUAACCGUUUCUGUCGCAGAAGAUUUAGCGCCUGGCUUGUUUUCAUGUCAAACAGUUAGUGCAGUUUAUUAUUUUAUUGUUGUGCGCGCUCGGGUGAAGCAGGCUCGAUGGGGCAGCGAGGACGCAGGCCCCGAGUGUCCUUUGCCAAAUAACGUAAUAGCCUUGGAAGACAAACGAGCAUCAUUGUCCUAUACCUUGAAAGGAGAGAGAAUCCCGACACUCGACUUCAAUGGAAAAUCCACAGGACUCACAGGAGCGACCUGUGAAGAAAUCGCGCCAUGAUUUAGAUUCCACAAAUGAGCAAUGUUUAAGGACUGGAGAACUGCAGAACUUAAUAAGACUGCAGAGUCAAACAAAUAGAAAUGAUGUGCAAAAGUCUGAGGCUGGCAGUCUGGCUAGUAAUUUAACUGUGCUGAACGAAGCAGAAGUUAAAAAUGAAGUGGUUCAAAGCAGUGAAUCUGAAACUCCAACAGGGAACACAUCUGUUGAUGUAUAUCCAGGUUCAGUUAUAACCUGCACAGGUUAUAGUCCACGGGUGCCAAAUCAAGAUAACUUGCUAAUGUUUCCUACAAAGCCAUAUCCACACCUUUUUUCUCCACCAAUAGUACAAGCUUCUUAUUCAGGACAGACUCGAUACCCAACAGUGCAACAGGCAGCAUCUUAUACAGCAUAUCCACAACCAAGUCAGCCUUAUGGACUACCUCCCUUCGGUGCAUUGUGGCCUGGUGUGAAAACAGAAGAUGGAUCACCCAGUCAGCCUGGAUACCUCACUUAUAAUACAGGGUUUAGCUCAAACCAAACUAGUACAGCACCUUAUACAUAUCCUGUUCAAGGUACCAGUUUCCCAAGAGCUGGUAGCUAUUCUGGCAGCGCUGCUACUGCUAUUGUUGUCACCAGUGCUGCUAGCCCUAACAGUUCGAAUCAGGAUUAUCCUUCUUACCCACCCAUUGGGCAAAACCAGUAUGUGCCCUAUUUUUCCAAUUCAAAUUAUGGAACCACAACUCCAAACUCUUCACCUGCCAGCAGCACCUCAACAACUGUCACCUACCAGAUGCAAAAAAUGCAAGCAGAGGUUUCCAGUCCAGCAAACCAGGGUUUCCAAUCUGGAGAUGAUGGUACAGUUCAAGGUGUGUCACCCACAAUAGUAAAGGAGCUUGAGGAGCGAUCUCAUAAAACUCCUGGUGGGAAAUCCAGGGGGAAAGGAAAGAAGAGUUGUUCCUCACCACCACCUGAUAAUGAGCUGGAGCGUGUGUUUGUGUGGGACUUGGAUGAAACCAUUAUCAUCUUUCAUUCACUACUUACUGGGUCGUAUGCACAAAAAUUUGGAAAGGACCCAUCAUCAGCAUUGACAUUAGGACUGCGAAUGGAGGAAAUGAUUUUUGAUCUUGCUGACACACACUUGUUCUUCAAUGACUUGGAGGAGUGCGAUCAAGUUCACGUGGAGGAUGUUGCGGCUGAUGACAACGGACAAGACUUAACUAACUACAACUUUGCUACUGAUGGUUUUCAUGGAUCGGUGUCUGGUUCGAGCCUUUCCUCAGGAGGUGGUGUGCAGGGAGGUAUUGAUUGGAUGAGAAAGCUGGCCUUUCGAUAUCGACGUGUGAAAGAAAUGUACAACACAUACAGUACAAAUGUCGGAGAGCUGCUCAAUCCGGCCAAGAGGGAUUCCUUACAGCAGUUAAGGGCUGAUGUUGAAGUUUUAACUGACUCCUGGCUAGCAACUGCAUUGAAAUCACUAUUGCUAAUUCAGUCAAGAAGAAACUGUGUUAACAUACUGGUCACUACAACACAACUAGUUCCAGCUCUGGCUAAAGUGUUGCUGUAUGGACUGGGUGAAAUUUUCCCCAUUGAAAACAUUUACAGUGCCACAAAAAUAGGCAAAGAAAGCUGUUUUGAGCGCAUUGUGUCCAGAUUUGGGAAGAAAGUUACAUAUGUAGUCAUUGGGGAUGGUCGGGAUGAGGAGUAUGCAGCUAAACGGCACAACAUGCCAUUUUGGAGAAUAUUGAAUAAUGGUGAUCUGGUGUCAUUGUAUCAAGCCCUGGAAUUGGACUACCUGUGAACAGCUGGGAAGGAACAAGAAGCUGAGCAACUGCAACAGAUGCCUUGCACCAUGUUUGAGGAUGGACCACUAAUUUCAUUCAUAGUGAUUCUUGUUUAACCCAGAACAAACCAGUUAGGACUGUGGGCAGUCGAACUAUGCGAACGAUCUGCUUAUUAAUGUCAGGCGUUAACUUAACAAACAAACAAACACACACACAUACGAAAACACACUCUGCAGGAACUCUAGAAGGUUAAAUUAUCACCCCUUUUUUGAAAAAAAAAAAAAUCUGUUCACAUAGAUCAAAAUUUCUAUAUGGAUGUUUAAAGGAAGAGAAGAUCCUGUGCUGGACUAUAGCCAAGUAAGUGUCUGCUCCAUGUUAAAUGCACUGAAACCUCUGCAGGCAUUAAUAUUGAGGCUUUGUGCAAAACAUUCUUUGGAAGCUUUACUGUAUAAAUGUUUCUGAAUAUCCGUACUUCAGCAUUAUCUACAGACCAACCCAGAUCUAGCAGUGAUUUAUUACUGGGAAGCUAGGCUGCAGAAAUGCAUUGGAGAUUUAUUUGGCGAGAAGUAUAAAGGAGCAGUUUUAUCUUUUUGUUUUAAACAGACCUUCAUUUCAGUUGGGGGUCUUUUUAAGUGUAAUUCUGUGUAGUUUUUAAUAAACAUCUUUGUGGUUGUAUACCAAUUCUGAAUGUUCCCAAGGUGAUACGGUGCCACUCAGUACCAGAUCGAGCCUCAAAUACAGAAGUGAACCUUUUCAGUUUGACACUACUUGACAGUAGUAGAGGAGGGAGAUAAUAUGCUGAUCUUGAUGUGGUGUAAUCUUUCCCUUCCUUUGACCCUCAGAAGUUAAAUUGCUUCUUUCUAUUUUUUUGUCAGUGACGGAAUCACUAUAUUAGCGAUUUCCUAUUGUUAGCAGCUCCACUCGGAUUGUUCUUUAAGCAUAUUUUUAUGAUAUUACAAGUGGACUUUGCUAUUACUCUUUUUAUAGUCAAACGCCCCAUAGGAAAUAUCUGGUUUGAGCAAUUUGGAUAUUUGAGAUGCUGGUAAUAAUGUGAAUGAAUGAAUGAAUAAAAAACAUAGAAAUAC
Messenger RNA from Carcharodon carcharias (great white shark), 3257 nucleotides. RefSeq names its product eyes absent homolog 3-like. The transcript is spliced from 19 exons. Bases 360 to 2189 code for a protein of 609 amino acids. Lineage: Eukaryota; Metazoa; Chordata; Chondrichthyes; Lamniformes; Lamnidae. The record is from RefSeq and is a predicted model, not a curated record. Gene Ontology annotation, molecular function: protein tyrosine phosphatase activity. Gene Ontology annotation, biological process: negative regulation of extrinsic apoptotic signaling pathway in absence of ligand; positive regulation of DNA repair; cell differentiation. Gene Ontology annotation, cellular component: nucleus.